GAUCCUUAUUGGUAAAGCUUUAAAGAGGUCACCGAUCAUACUCUCAUACACAAUACCUCUCGGCGUUUUUGAGCUCACUUGGAUAUUAAGGCUGAUAUAAAGGGCCUUGCAAACAGGAAACUCUCCCAGUCUACAUCAUUAUGUCGAAGGGACCCAUCACAUGUCAUGUCCUCGAUACCUCUCUUGGAAGACCAGCAGAGGGAGUGGAGGUCAAUAUUCAGAUUUAUCAUGAAGGACAGAGAAAUGUCGACAUCUUCAGCCCGUUUGCACAUGGCGUUACAGAUGCCGACGGGCGAUGCAUGAAUAUGCUGCCACCACGAGGAUCUGAGGAGGCUAGAUUGCAGCAUAAGCAAGUGGACGCUGGAACUUACAAAAUUGUCUUCAAGCCGAAGGAGUAUUUUGAAAAGACAGGCAGAAAAUGCUUCUAUCCCUGGGUAGAGAUUACUUUUGAGAUCGAAAAUCCAGAAGAACAUUACCACAUCCCGCUUUUGAUUACCCCGUAUUCCUUCACCACUUACAGAGGCAGUUGAGUGCAAGUGGAAUGGAACGAUGCGAUCCAGGCAGAUAUAUAUCAUAUCAUUACCUUGAUUUAAUGAUCUCCGUAAAGACCAAAUAUCUCGACAAUCUUCGAAUGUAGAAUAAUGCCAGCGGAAAGCAACGAUCAUGGUGAACAGAAAACAUCUACGCGCAUCUAAUUAUCAUACAAGGACCUUGUGAUAUGACACGCCCUUGAUAUUACCACCGCGCAUGGAUGUCUUAACAUUGUGCAGGAAUUGUUCGCGAUUCUUCCGUAGUUCUUCUGCUGCCUCUGUGA
This is a messenger RNA of Suillus paluster, 814 nucleotides long. RefSeq lists its product as uncharacterized. The record is from RefSeq and is a predicted model, not a curated record. Gene Ontology annotation, molecular function: hydroxyisourate hydrolase activity. The transcript is spliced from 4 exons. The coding region runs from base 141 to 530 and encodes 129 amino acids. Lineage: Eukaryota; Fungi; Basidiomycota; Agaricomycetes; Boletales; Suillaceae. Gene Ontology annotation, biological process: purine nucleobase metabolic process.